Molecule: messenger RNA, 4476 nt
Organism: Phacochoerus africanus (Common warthog)
Lineage: Eukaryota; Metazoa; Chordata; Mammalia; Artiodactyla; Suidae
Gene: ZNF687
Product: zinc finger protein 687
Exons: 9
Coding region: 164-3880 (1238 amino acids)
Source: RefSeq, a predicted model, not a curated record
AACGCGAAGAGAGCUGAGGGAGGGGGAGGCUGAACGGGAGAGAAGCAGGAAGUAGCGGCGGUCGCGGGGAGGGCGGCGGCGGCGGCAGUGGCCGGAGUAGGGGAGAGACCGUCGGGUCUCGGCCCUCACUGGGAGCGGAACAGCAGGUCUGGGACCUGUUGCCAUGGGGGACAUGAAGACCCCUGAUUUUGACGACCUCCUUGCUGCCUUUGACAUCCCUGACAUUGAUGCAAAUGAAGCCAUCCACUCUGGACCAGAAGAAAAUGAGGGGCCAGGAGGCUCAGGGAAGCCAGAACCCAGUGUAGGGGGUGAAUCUAGAGAAGCAACAACAGCAACUGCCGGAGAUGGUCCAGGGGUUCCUGCCCAGGCCUCUGACCAUGGCCAGCCACCAUCAGACAUCUCAGCAGUCAGCGUCAUUGUCAAGAACACUGUGUGUCCUGAGCAGUCGGAGUCCCUGGCUGGGAAUUCUGGAGGCGAAGGGGCCCGGGCCGGGGGAAUGACUAAGGAAGGACCUAUGGGACCUCGUCUGAUGCAGAAUGGUUUUGGGGGCCCUGAGCCAUCCCUCCCAGGAACCCCUCACUCUCCAGCUCCUCCUCCCAGUGGGGGUACCUGGAAAGAAAAAUCCCUGGAAGGCAAAGCUCCCCUGGAUCUCUUUGCUCAUUUUGGGCCUGAGCCAGGAGAACACCCUGAUCCCCUGCCUCCCUCUGCACCCUCCCCGCCUCGGGAAGGGGCCAUGACCCCACCUCCUUUCCCUUCUCCCUUUGAGCUGGCACGGGAGAAUGGCCCAGCCCUGCUGCCUCCCACUUCUCCACCCCUGGGGGCCUUGAAGCAGGAGAGCUGCAGCAGCCCUCUUCGUCCCCAGAGCCUAGCCCGGCCAGGCUCAGUCUCUAGCCCUGAGGCCGCAGGCGUCCCUGCCAGCGUCUCACCUCCCCGGGUUGCUGGGGUGCCCUUCUUCAAGCAGUCUCCAGGGCACCAGAGCCCACUUGCCUCCCCUAAACUACCCAGCUGUCAGCCCCUAAAGGAAGAAGAGGAUGAGCGGCCAGUGGACAAGUCUCCCCCAGGAAGUCCUCAGAGUCCCUCUAGUGGAGCUGAGGCUGCAGAUGAAGACAGCAAUGACUCCCCUGCCUCCUCCAGCUCCUCUAGGCCCCUCAAGGUGCGGAUCAAGACCAUUAAGACAUCCUGCGGGAAUAUCACAAGGACUGUAACCCGGGUCCCCUCAGACCCUGAUCCUCCAGCUCCCUUGGCCGAGGGGGGCUUCCUGGCGGAGACUAGCCUCCUGAAGCUGUCCCCUGCAACGCCGACCCCUGAGGGUCCAAAGGUGGUGAGUGUCCAGCUGGGUGAUGGCACGAGGCUCAAGGGCACUGUGCUGCCUGUGGCCACCAUCCAGAAUGCAAGUACUGCCAUGCUGAUGGCAGCCAGCGUGGCCCGCAAAGCGGUGGUUCUGCCCGGGGGCACUGCCACCAGCCCAAAAACAAUGGCUAAGAAUGUGCUGGGUCUGGUACCGCAAGCCUUGCCCAAGGCCGACGGGCGGCCAGGGCUGGGGACAGGAGGGCAGAAGGUGAAUGGUGCCUCGGUGGUGAUGGUGCAGCCUUCUAAGCCGGCCACCGGGCCAGGGGCAGCAGGCGGCACGGUGAUCUCACGGACCCAGUCCAGCCUGGUGGAGGCCUUCAACAAGAUCCUCAACAGCAAGAACCUGCUGCCUGCCUACCGGCCGAACCUGAGUCCGCCGGCCGAGGCCGGCCUGGCCCUGCCGCCCACAGGCUACCGCUGCCUCGAGUGUGGGGACGCCUUCUCCUUGGAGAAGAGCCUGGCACGCCACUACGACCGCCGGAGCAUGCGCAUCGAGGUCACGUGCAACCACUGCGCCCGCCGCCUGGUUUUCUUCAACAAGUGCAGCCUCUUGCUGCACGCCCGCGAGCACAAGGACAAGGGGCUCGUCAUGCAGUGCUCGCACCUGGUCAUGAGGCCGGUGGCCCUUGACCAGAUGGUGGGUCAGCCGGACAUCACGCCCCUGCUGGCGGUCCCACCUGCCCUCGGACCUCCAGCCUUGCCUGCCUUGGGCAAGGGUGACGGGGCCGUCACCUCAGUCGCCGUUACUGCAGUUGCUGCUGAGGCCCCUGUGCUGCCACUCUCCUCCGAGCCGCCUGCUGCCCCGGCCACCUCUGCUUACACGUGCUUCCGCUGCCUGGAGUGCAAGGAGCAGUGCCGGGACAAGGCUGGUAUGGCCGCCCACUUCCAGCAGCUCGGACCACCUGCCCCUGGGGCCACCAGCAAUGUGUGCCCAACCUGCCCCAUGAUGCUCCCCAAUCGCUGCAGCUUCGGCGCACACCAGCGCAUGCAUAAGAACCGACCUCCCCACGUCUGCCCUGAGUGUGGGGGCAACUUUCUGCAAGCCAACUUUCAGACCCACCUCCGGGAGGCCUGUCUGCAUUUCUCUCGCCGCGUAGGAUACAGGUGCCCCAGCUGUGCCGUGGUGUUUGGGGGUGUGAACUCCAUCAAGUCCCACAUCCAGACGUCACACUGCGAGGUUUUCCACAAGUGCCCCAUCUGCCCCAUGGCCUUCAAGUCUGCACCCAGCGCCCACGCCCACCUGUACACCCAGCAUCCCAGCUUCCACACGCAGCAGGCCAAGAUGAUCUACAAGUGCGCCAUGUGUGACACGGUCUUCACUCACAAACCCCUCCUCUCCUCACACUUCGACCAGCACUUGCUGCCCCAGCGUGUCAGCGUCUUUAAGUGCCCAUCGUGUCCUUUGCUUUUUGCCCAAAAAAGGACCAUGCUGGAACAUCUCAAGAACACCCAUCAGUCUGGGCGUGCAGGGGAGGAGACUGCUGGGAAAGGGGCUGGGGGUGCCCUCUUGACCCCCAAGACUGAGCCUGAGGAGCUGUCUGUGUCUCGGGGAGGAGCAGCUGCUCCUACUGAGGAAUCGUCUUCAUCCUCUGAAGAGGAAGAGCUGCCCAGCUCCCCCGAACCCCCUCGCCCAACCAAACGGACCCGACGAGAGCUGGGGAGCAAAGGCAUCAAGGGUGGGGGCGGGGGCUCUGGAGGCUGGACCUGUGGCCUUUGUCACUCCUGGUUCCCUGAGCGUGACGAGUAUGUGGGCCACAUGAAGAAGGAGCAUGGCAAGUCGGUGAAAAAGUUUCCCUGUCGCCUCUGCGAGCGCUCCUUCUGUUCCGCCCCCAGCCUGCGGCGCCACGUCAGAGUCAAUCACGAGGGUAUCAAGCGAGUUUACCCAUGCAGGUAUUGCACGGAGGGAAAGCGCACCUUCAGCAGCCGCCUGAUCCUGGAGAAGCACGUCCAGGUCCGGCACGGCCUGCCGCUCGGGGCCCAGUCCCCUGGCCGGGGGAGCACCCUGGUUCGGGGCCCCGGUGCCAGAGCCCAGGGGCCGGGACGGAAACGCCGCCAGUCGUCUGACUCCUGCAGCGAGGAGCCUGACAGCACGACACCUCCAGCCAAGUCCCCCAGGGGUGGACCUGGGUCGGGAGGCCACGGACCCCUGCGCUACCGGAGCAGUGGCUCAGUGGAGCCGAGCCUCAUGGUGGGGUUGAGGGUAGAUGGCGGUGCCCAGCAGUGCCUCGACUGUGGCUUGUGCUUUGCGUCCCCUGGCUCCCUGAGCCGGCACCGUUUCAUCAGCCACAAGAAGAAGCGGGGUGUGAGUAGUGCCAGUGCCCUGGGCCUGGGGGAUGGGGAGGAAGAGGCCCCCCCACCUUCCAGGUCUGACCCAGAAGGUGGAGAUUCACCCUCGCCUGCUUCUGGAGGCCCACUGACCUGUAAGGUCUGUGGCAAGAGCUGCGACAGUCCACUCAACCUCAAGACCCAUUUCCGCACACACGGCAUGGCGUUUAUCAGGGCUCGGCAAGGGGGCAGUGGGGACAACUAGGGUUCAGGCCAGACUGACUAGUUAGCCCCCUCCUUCUUCCCCGGGAGCCUGGGUCACUGCUGCUGCCUGGUCCCUGGGCCGGGGAGGUCCAUUCGGGUUCAUGGUUGGUUCAGUUCCUCGCCCCGGGCCCCCAGGGACAACAAGCUUUUGAGGAUGGUAGUUGUUUGCAGUCCCCCUUGGGUCUGGCCCUUGGGUCCUAGUAGAGUGGGCCUUCCAUUUCUCCUUUCUGAGCCCAACACUAAUUAUUCUCUUGCUGCAGCCCCCGCCCCCCCCCCUCGUGGGAUGGGGGGCAGGAAGGCUCAAUGCGGGGGCACGCUCCUCAGCCCCUGUGGCCACAGAUGGCAGCCCUGGCUCUGCCCUCGUGCCCCCUCAGACUCCCUGGCACUCAAGCCCCCCAUCCCUGCAGUGCCUUUCACUUGUCUUUUUUUUUUCCCCAGAAAUCCAGGGGGGGGUUGGUGGGGACGAGUCCUGUCAAGGGGGUCCCAGGGAGAGGAGGGGACAGGCUCUCAGGAAUCCCUUAUUGUUGUAGUAAUAAUACUAACCGUGGGGGAAAGGGGAGGGAGAAAACCAGACUAUUAAAACUGCUUGUGGUUUAA